UUCAUUAAAAAGCUCAGAGUAAAAAAAGAAAGAAAAUGACAACACUUUUAUAGAUCUGUGGCGGCCUCUGAUAAAUUACUUGCACAGUGAUGUUAGUGACAUCGACUGAAGGGCAUGUGAAGGGCACAUUGGAUUGAAAAGUUCCUGUUUAUUCAAUGAAAUACAUGUCAGAAUUAGAUUUGCCUGUAUCAUUCAGUUAUUUCAGUAUUUUUCCAUGUCUGUUCCAGUCUGUGUGUAAUAGAUAGAUAUGGGAACAGCACAGGUGUAACAGCUGUUGCAGUCACCAGUACACUGCCUAUCAGCAUGUGAAUAUUUGAUUAACCACAGGCUCUGAGAGUAAAAUGCAAGUGGAAAUGUUUAUAUAGACUUUUAUGUGACAUCUCCAGGUGCUGGUGGUGUUUUUUUGGCUCAUGUUGAGUUACUGUGUGGUUGUGUACAGCUGAAAGUGUUUGCCAAGUUCAGUUGACCAAUAAUACUGUGCCAACAGUGCAGACACCCUCUCUGAAGCAUGUAAAAGAAAGCAGCCUGUCACCUCUCUUCUUCAGGGUCUUGAUCCCAUCCAUCGGUGCAGAUCAACUCCAGCCAACAUACGACCCCUCAUCCUGCUCCUGUGACACAGAGACGCCAACAUGCUCUCGCUCCUCUUGUUGUUUGGUCUGGCUCUGGGUGCUGUGUCUUCUCCUGAUGUGAAGCUGCAGCGUGGCAACUGUCCCAUGUUCUGGUACAGCUUCAACGGCCGCUGCUACAAGUACAUCUCCACACGUUUCACCUGGGCUGAUGCAGAGCUCCACUGUGUGUCAGAGGGAGCCAACCUGGUGUCCAUCCACAGUCAAGAUGAAGAGAAUUUUGUCAAAUCUCUGAUCAAGAACUUUGACCCUGCACAGGGGUAUACCUGGAUCGGACUGAGUGACACCCAGAAGGAAGGAGGAUGGAUGUGGUCUGAUGGGUCUGCAGUGGACUUUACCUUUUGGAAUACAGGACAGCCAGACAACUAUAGAGAAUACGAACACUGUGUUCACAACAACUGUUUUGCAGAUUUGAAAUGGAAUGACGAUCUUUGUUCUGUAACUUAUGCCUCUGUUUGUAUAUCUCGUAUAACCUGUACAUAGCAACUGAGACAGUAACAUAUGUCUGACUGAGCCUGAUCUCUGUUCAGCUGUUGCUCUGUUGACAUGAAUGAGGCCUCUACAAUAAAGACACAAAUGUACACUGUUGUGUUUACAGAAGUCACUUCAUUUUCAUGAAUGUUGGAUAUUCACACAGGUAACUUUAGUGGUUGAUCAAAAGGAAUAUUUCCACGCCUUUAUCAUAAUCUCAAAAUUAAUAUUACCAAUAUUUAUUAAAAAUAAUACUACCCCUUCAUUGUACUUAACAAACAUGUAUUUAUUAAGAGGAUUAGAACCUACAGCCAUAACCUAAACAUGAUUUUUAAUCCACAGAUUGCUACCCUUUGUGUUUUUAUAGAUUUACAUUUAUUUGUGUCUUUGCAUGUCUUCUCCAGCUGUGUGUCUUGUGUGUGUAAAUUAAAAGAGUCUGGCCUUGACCAGAUCUGUAUGAAAACUGUCCCAAGAUCAAUUUUAUGAUUUCGUGCUAUAUAAAUAAAAUUGUUUUGGCUUAUCUCUUACACAUACUAAAACAAAGUGUGACACACCAUAUGUCUUCCAGCUAUUGAACAGUUUAUUAUCUUCUUUGAACAUGGAAUAUUAUUGCCGUUUACCUCAUUGAUAAACAUUUUCCACAGUCCUAUGACAGUCAUGACUCGUAACAAGGCAGCGUACUGAAAACAGAAUGAAGUCCCUCUUUUAUAACGAGAACCUCUGAUCAGCUUCUGGUUUGAGUCAUGAGAAAAUCCCUGGGUCAUGAUGCUGACUGGAUGGAGUCACACUUGAACAGGUUUUGAUCUUUCUUCCCACCCUGGUCCCUUCCUCUCCACUGAAGUCCACAAAUCAUCCAAAGAAGUUUUUAAAGUCUAAAUAAAAGUGUUUUUGCAUAACUGCUACAGCAGUUGAUUGUGAGGCACUGCAAGACAAGGCACUUUGGUGAAUACUGAGAUGCAACAGCACAAGAGGAUAUGAAUCUUUAGUCUACACUGACACUGUGUAAAUUACAGUUAUGAUAAUGAGAGGAGAAAAUGUUCCCUUCAGGAGAAAUGUAAUAAACGACAGAAACAAAACCAGCAGAAGUUCGACAGGCUCUGCCCAGUCCUGAAAGAGGAAGCAGGAAGUCCAAAUAGGUUUGGGUUACCAUGACAUGAAGCAUUUUAUGUUAACCAGGUCAGGACACGUGCAGGCUGGUCUCAUUUCAGUUUUAAAUGUCCCUCUUUAUGAAAAGUUGUAGUGGAAAGGUUUGGUUAAAUCCAGGUCACCACAACACAGGAAAGUCCAUUUUACUGAAGCCAGGGUCUCUGCGCAUCUCCCAGUAGGUGUUGUUGCUCACCCACGUGUCGUUGUUAGACUUCCUG
Epinephelus lanceolatus (giant grouper) is the source of this 2461-nucleotide messenger RNA. Its product is annotated as C-type Lectin CRL-like. NCBI's taxonomy places the organism in Eukaryota, Metazoa, Chordata, Actinopteri, Perciformes, Serranidae. The record is from RefSeq and is a predicted model, not a curated record.